AUGGAGAGGUCCCUGGAGUUGACAAACAUGACCAGAGUCCAGCAGUUUGUCUUGUUGGGUUUGUCCACAAGGCCAGACAUAAGGGAUGUCCUGUUUGCCGUCUUCCUGACUUUCUACCUGCUGACCCUCCUGGAGAACACGCUCAUCAUCUACCUCAUCUGCAGUCACAGUGAGCUCCACAAGCCCAUGUACUUCUUCCUGGGCAACCUGAGCUGCCUGGAGAUGUGCUACGUGUCAGUGACCAUGCCCAGCCUGCUCAUGGGGCUGUGGACUGGACCCUGCCUUGUGUCCUUCACAGCCUGCAUGACCCAACUCUUCUUCUUUGUCUCCCUCAUCUGUACUGAGUGCACCCUUCUGGCCUCCAUGGCCUAUGACCGCUAUGUGGCCAUCUGUUGCCCACUCCACUACCCACUGCUCAUGAGGCCCCAGGUUUGCCUGGGCUUGGCCUUGUCUUCGUGGCUUGGUGGGCUGCUGGUCUCAGUGGUCAAGACAGCAUGCAUUUCCAGCUUGUCCUACUGUGGCCCCAAUGUUCUCAAUCACUUUUUCUGUGAUGUCUCCCCUCUGCUCAAUUUGUCUUGCACCCACGUGGCCCUGACAGAGCUGGUGGACUUCAUCUCUGCCAUCGUCAUCUUCUGUGGUUCCCUGCUCGUGGCCUUGGCCUCCUAUUUGGUCAUUGGUGUGGCUGUGCUCCGCAUGUCUUCAGCUGCUGCCCGCUACAAGGCCUUCUCUACUUGUGCCUCGCACCUGGUUGUGGUGGGCAUCUUCUACUCAGCCACUCUAUUCAUCUAUGCCCGUCCCAACCGCGUAGAAGCCAUGGAUUUCAACAAGGUAUUGUCUGUCAUCUACACAGUGGUCACGCCCACGUGCAAUCCUGUCAUCUACUGCCUGCGGAACAAGGAGGUCCAGGCAGUUUUGCGGAGAACUCUCCACUGGUCUUGA
Molecule: messenger RNA, 939 nt
Organism: Ceratotherium simum simum (southern white rhinoceros)
Lineage: Eukaryota; Metazoa; Chordata; Mammalia; Perissodactyla; Rhinocerotidae
Product: olfactory receptor 6Z7-like
Biological process (GO): G protein-coupled receptor signaling pathway
Cellular component (GO): membrane
Molecular function (GO): olfactory receptor activity; G protein-coupled receptor activity
Source: RefSeq, a predicted model, not a curated record